GUCAAACAAAUGUUUGCUUCUAUACGUGGACUCUAAACCCGAGACUCCCGACCAAUCAGGAGCCCUGAAAGACUUUCCCUUAUAUGGACUUCCUGCUACUGAAUACACACACCGGAGGGAGAACCUGUGCGGAGUCGCACGUCUGGCUUCACCUCAGGAUGGAGGGUCGAGGGAUUCUGGUUCUGGUUCUGGUUCUGGCGUCUGUGCAUCGUUCAGAGGGUGUGCGUUGUUUUGCACGGUUCUACCUGAGUCUGGGUCAGUGUGAUGAAGAGCUAGGUGAGGUGGAUGAAGAGGACUGCUGUCAAAACCCCCAGUACGGUUACCAGACAACAGACGGCGUGUGUCGUUCCUGUGGUUCUCCAGUGUGGUCCCCCUGGUCGCCAUGGUCACAGUGCAACGUCCCGUGUGGAGAGGGAGUGAUGCAGAGGAACAGGAAGUGCUUCGGUAUCGAAGCCUCAGAGUGUGAGAAGCCCAAAGAGAAGGUGGAGAUGAUCCCCUGCAACGGCACCUGCUGUCAGAGCCCUUGUCCUGUGGCCGGGGUCUGGUCCAGCUGGUCCAGCUGGUCUCAGUGCUCCUCUUCCUGUAUCCCAGAAGACCGAGCUCCCAUAAGGUACCGCCGGCGCACCUGUUCUAACCCCGCCCCCUCAACGGACCCGCCCGGCAUGGGUUGCCAUGGCGACGACAAUGAGAAUCAAAACUGCAACAACCUGCCUCACUGCCCAGUGGAUGGAGGUUGGGGGUCUUGGUCCCCCUUCUCUUCCUGUCCUGUUACCUGUGGGGUGGGACUUCAGGAGUCAUUCAAGAGAUGUGACAACCCCGCCCCUAAACAUGGCGGCUGGCCAUGUCCGGGAGAGGGACGUAGAACCAGGAUCUGUUUAACCAACACCCACUGUCCAGUGGAUGGCGUGUGGUCCGACUGGUCCCCGUGGGGGAAGUGUACGAGCCCCUUCCCGAACAGGGUCAUCCGCUGCAGCAAGACUGGAGGCGGCAGUCAGAGCCGAGAGCGCCGGUGUCUGCACCAGGCUCACAACGGGUCCAUCUGCGAUGGGGACGGUUUGACAGACACACGGGUCUGCUAUGACGUCUCUGCUUGUCACUUGAAGGGGACCUGGGGCGAAUGGGACUCGUGGACUUUGUGUUCUCCACCUUGUGGAGAUGGUUCCAGACGCUUCAGGAGGAGACUGUGUAACCUGGACUACAGUGACUACAGACCGACCAUCGGUCUUAAGAAGGAACCAGCAAACUUCUCCGGGAGACCAAAUGAGGACUGCGGCCCGCUGCCCGACGGGGAGAAGAGAACCCAGUUCCAGAACUGUGUCGGCGCUCCUGCCUGCCCGUGACCCCCGAGGCGUUUACAGCGGCGUCGUGACACCGACAAUUUAAAGUAGGGCUGUCAAAAUAUUGUCACGUGUGCGGAGGAACUCGUCCACAUGUCAAACAGAAGGCGCUAACGGACCGAUGUGUCGCUGCUUCCAUCUCAACAUCUCAGAAAUGAACUAGUAAUAACUUCAGAAAGUCUAUUUUAGACACUUGUUUAAUUGAUACUUUUAUAAGUUUAUAAGUGUUUACAAAAAAAACCUUAAAUAGGAAUGAUUAGUUCAUUUAUUGACAGCCUGACUUUGAAGUUAUACGAUAAUGUCAAGAGAAAUGAUGUAAUUGUUUACCAUGUGUAUAUUAUCUCCAGUGGACUAAAUAAAACGGUAUCCACUGACCAAUGAACAGCCAA
Gasterosteus aculeatus aculeatus (three-spined stickleback) is the source of this 1726-nucleotide messenger RNA. RefSeq names its product properdin. The record is from RefSeq and is a predicted model, not a curated record. NCBI's taxonomy places the organism in Eukaryota, Metazoa, Chordata, Actinopteri, Perciformes, Gasterosteidae.